Molecule: messenger RNA, 1293 nt
Organism: Umbelopsis ramanniana AG
Lineage: Eukaryota; Fungi; Mucoromycota; Umbelopsidomycetes; Umbelopsidales; Umbelopsidaceae
Exons: 4
Coding region: 240-1130 (296 amino acids)
Source: RefSeq, a predicted model, not a curated record
AUCCUAAGUGAAAUAAGUGACUCCUUUCUUCUCGGUUUUGAUUGUUAGCAACACCGCGCACAACCCUGUAGGAAAGAGAUAUUGCAAUAUACCUGGUGCAACCCAACGCCGCCUCUGGCAAUUAAACAAGCUUGCAAUGGUAUGUCCACAUAUAUUGUUACAUAUGAACUUAUGUUGAUCAAUCUCCUAUAUAAAAAGUUGAAUCAUAUCCUGCUCCAUUGUCUUCACACAAUUUACCAAUGGUUGCGCGUUCUGCAGUAUUUUUAUCCGCUCUCCUUGCGCAAUGCUGGACAUUGCAAGCCCACUUGGCUGUUUGGACACCUGCUAUGUAUGGCCAAGACCGUGCAAAUCCCAACAGCAACAAGGCCGUUCAACCUCUCCAAGACUAUACCUUUAAAGAAUGGUGGUGGCACGGCUCUAUGGAUGAUAAGCCAGAUAAAAAUGCCGUUUUCCAUCUCCCAGCCGGUGGAAAAGCCGAUCUGGAAAUUGCUGAUAACAAGGCAUUUACCAGCAUGGGAGCGCAUGGACUUUUCCCCAACCCUAGAACGGCCCCAGUUCCAUGGACCAACACUGACAAUGGAUGGGGUAAUAUGCACGCUGUUCAUCGUCAAGAUGUCGCUGGAUGCGCUCUCGGUAUUGCCUACAAAGACAAGCCAGAGGACGUUAAGCCUGAGGAUUUCGUCAUCUUCUCCGUUGUUCAUGACUGUCCUGCCAGACAAUUGCAGAGCUUUGAUAUCCCCGACCUUCCCAAGUGCCCCAACGGCAAAUGUCAAUGUUCUUGGUUCUGGAUCCACAAGUCUAUUGGUGGCACUGACCAAAUGUAUAUGACACCAUUUGUCUGCGACGUUAAAAAUUCUACAACCACCAAGAAGCUCGGCAAGCCCAUUCCUCCCGUCAAGUGUGAUACCAACAAGGCCAAAUGCAUUGUUGGCGCAAAGCAGCCUAUGUACUGGAAAAACAAAGAAGGAAACAACAUGUUUGAGCCUGGACAUUAUGCUCCUACCUACAGCAAUGCUUACAACUACAAGGAAGGUGCCCAGAACGAUAUCUUCCAAAAUGGCCAUGCUGCCGGUAGUAAGAAGACCACCAAGAAGGCUACAACCACGGCAACCAAGACCAAAUCCAAGUAAGCUGAAGCACGCUAGAUAGGUUAGACGUAGUACCGAUAGUUUUGUACGCUGGAUAUAUAGACUUUUUCUUAAUAGUAAAAGCGUCGUAGCUGGAAUGGUCCAUAUUUAGCAGUGCGUAAAGAACUGAUCUACACUAUCUGUCGGUGGCUCAUUCGAAUAAACU